CUUACGAGCACAAACUACAAUAUACUAUACCCAUAGCAGUUGGGCUCUGAGUUUUUUUGCAAUAAACAUUUUUUGGGCUGCCUGUGAAGCAAAGUGAAACGCAAGUGAAGUGCAAUUCAAGUGCUGGGAAAACCAAAAAAAAAAUUUAACAUAAAACAGCAGAAAAAUUUUAACUAAAGAACCCAACUAUAUUUAAAUAAGCUUGUGAAAUCGUUAGCGCGCAAACUAUUUGUUUGAAAAACAAUAUUCUUAUUUGAAAUAUCAACAAGUGAAAUUAGAGCUGCAUUGCAAUGGGUUCGCUGCCACAGCUGUCGAUUGUGAAGGGCCAACAGCAGGAUUACGUGCCCCGCGCGCUGCAUCGCAUCUUUGAGGAGCAGCAGCUGCGUCAUGCCGACAAGGUGGCGCUCAUCUAUCAGCCGGCGCAGGGCCUGGCGCCUAGCCAGAGCAGCUAUCGCCAGAUGAACGAGCGCGCGAAUCGCGCUGCGCGUCUGUUGGUGGAGGAGACGCACGGCCGUUUCCUGCAGCCCAACAGCGAUGGCGACUUCAUCGUAGCCGUCUGCAUGCAGCCUUCGGAAGCGCUAGUUACCACAUUGCUGGCCAUUUGGAAGGCGGGUGGCGCCUACUUGCCCAUUGAUCCCAGCUUUCCGGCUAAUCGCAUACAUCACAUACUACUGGAGGCGCGCCCCACCUUGGUAGUGCGCGAUGAUGACAUCGAUGCUCAACGCUUUCAGGGCACACCCACGCUCUCGCUGACGGAGCUGUAUGCCAAGUCGCUGCAGCUAAGCGGCGGCAACUUGUUGUCCGAGGAGAUGCUCCGUGGUGGCAAUGAUCACAUUGCCAUUGUGCUGUACACCUCGGGCAGCACGGGCGUGCCCAAGGGCGUGCGUCUGCCCCAUGAGAACAUACUCAACCGCCUGCAGUGGCAAUGGAGCACGUUUCCCUACACCAACAACGAGACAGUGGGCGUGUUCAAGACGGCGCUUACUUUUGUUGACUCCAUUGCCGAGCUGUGGGGUCCGCUGAUGUGCGGCUUGGCCAUUCUGGUGGUGCCCAAAGUAGUUACCAAGGACCCAACGCGUCUGGUUGUCUUGCUGGAGAAAUACAAAAUACGGCGUCUGGUGCUGGUGCCCACGCUGCUGCGAUCGCUGCUGAUGUAUUUGAAGAUGGAAGGCGGCGGCGUUGCCCAGAAGUUGCUCUACAAUCUGCAGAUUUGGGUCUGCUCAGGUGAGCCCUUGGCGGUUUCGCUUGCCAGCAGCUUUUUCGACUACUUUGAUGAGGGCGUGCAUCACCUGUACAACUUUUACGGCUCCACCGAGGUUAUGGGCGAUGUUACCUACUUUGCCUGCGAGAGCAAGAAGCAGCUAAGUCUGUAUGACAAUGUGCCAAUAGGCAUACCCGUGUCAAACACCGUUAUCUAUUUGCUGGACGCGGACUAUCGUCCGGUGAAGAACGGCGAGAUUGGCGAAAUCUUUGCCUCAGGCUUGAAUCUUGCCGCAGGCUAUGUCAAUGGCCGCGACCCGGAGCGCUUUCUGGAGAAUCCGCUAGCUGUGGAGAAGAGUAAGUACGCAAUUCUUAUAGCCAGCCAGUCCUUAGCUCAUGCCUCGCCUAUGCUUCCAGAGUAUGCGCGUCUGUAUCGCACUGGCGAUUAUGGAUCGUUGAAGAACGGCAACAUAAUGUACGAAGGACGCACUGACUCGCAGGUGAAAAUACGCGGACAUCGCGUGGACUUGUCCGAGGUGGAGAAGAAUGUGGCCGAGCUGCCCUUGGUGGAGAAGGCCAUGGUGCUUUGCUACCACGCCGGACAUGUGGAUCAGGCCAUCUUGGCCUUUGUUAAGCUACGCGAUGAUGCGCCCAUGGUCACCGAAAUGCAGCUAGAGGGUCGUCUAAAGGACAAGCUAGCCGACUACAUGACACCGCAGGUCAUUAUCAUUGAACAAGUGCCGCUGCUGGUCAACGGCAAGGUGGAUCGCCAAGCGCUGCUCAAGAGCUACGAGACCGCCAACAACAAUGAGGGCGACUCUAGCAUCGUGCUCGAUUAUGACUACAGUCAGGUGCCGGAGCAACUGAAGCUGACAGCGCGUGAUCUAUUCGAGACAGUGGGUGGUGUCAUUGGACGCUCCACGCGUGCCAGUCUCUCGCCGCACAGCAACUUCUACGAACUGGGUGGCAACUCCUUGAACUCCAUUUUCACUGUGACACUGCUGCGUGAGAAGGGAUACAACAUUGGCAUAUCCGAGUUCAUAGCAGCCAAGAAUUUGGGCGAAAUUAUGGAAAAGAUGGCCGCCAAUCAUGACGCAGUGCAGCUGGAAGAAGAGACACUCAACGCUUGUCCACAUCUCAAAAUGGAGGCAGUUGCCUUGCGCCCCGAGCAUCGUCAAGAAGUCAUAGACAUCAUUGUGGCCAGCUUCUAUAACAAGGCGGAUCUGGAGCAGUGGCUAAAACCAGGUGUCAAGCGUCAAGACUACAGUGAUUUGCUAAAUGAAAUUUGGAAUGUUCUUGUGGAACGCGAGUUAAGCUUAGUUGUUUACGAUCGCAAUACGGAUCGCAUCAUUGGCACUGCAUUGAACUUUGAUGCGCGCAGUGAGCCCGAGGUGGACAUCAAAUCAGAUCUGCUGAUUGUCUUUGAGUUUCUGGAGCACUGUGAGGGUCCCAUACGCGACAACUAUUUACCCAAGGGUCUGAACCAGAUAUUGCACUCCUUCAUGAUGGGCACCGCUGAGGACCUGAACCCCCGCGAAAACAUUGCCUGCAUGCACUUCAUGGAGCACGAGGUGUUGCGCGUGGCACGCGAGAAACAAUUUGCCGGUAUCUUUACCACCAAUACCAGUCCGCUGACCCAACAGCUGGCGGAUGUUUAUCACUAUAAGACGCUGCUCAAUUAUCAGGUGAACGAGUUUGUCAGCGCCGAUGGCAGCCGACCUUUUGGCGAUGCGCCCGACGAGCAGCGCGCCAUAGUGCACUGGAAGGAGGUGGGCAGCAAGUAGGCUCCACGCCUUGGAGGAUCUAUCUAACGAAUUUAAGAUGCACGUGACCCGAGCUGUAGCUUAGACUUAGACUUAGACCCAGUAGUAUUAGCCCUAGGCAUAUAGACAUUAUGUAGUGCAAGCUCUUAUCUAUCUAUGUAUGUUGACUAGUUGUAAGCCCACAAAUUCCAAUGCAAUUAAGAAGAAUAAUAAAAAACCAUUCAAUAAUCAAGCAACAAUUAAAA
Molecule: messenger RNA, 3208 nt
Organism: Drosophila busckii
Lineage: Eukaryota; Metazoa; Arthropoda; Insecta; Diptera; Drosophilidae
Gene: e
Product: mycosubtilin synthase subunit C
Exons: 6
Coding region: 291-2984 (897 amino acids)
Source: RefSeq, a predicted model, not a curated record